Molecule: messenger RNA, 4607 nt
Organism: Ostrea edulis (European flat oyster)
Lineage: Eukaryota; Metazoa; Mollusca; Bivalvia; Ostreida; Ostreidae
Product: cell death abnormality protein 1-like
Exons: 8
Coding region: 752-1519 (255 amino acids)
Molecular function (GO): scavenger receptor activity
Source: RefSeq, a predicted model, not a curated record
UUUUUUUUUUUAAUUUUUACUUUACCUCUCUUUAUGCAUGUCUGACAUCUUUGUAAUGGUGGCAACAUAUAUAUUUUCAUUGGAGAUGUAUUAAAUCCAAAUAUAUCAAGUGGAAAUUAAUACAGCCUUUCUAAUUUUAACAUUAAUAUCAAUAAAUUGCAUGCGAGUAAAGUCACCUUAAAGAACCUUUGAUGAACACCAUUCAUAAUAACAGAAUUAGGUCUGCAAUCUGGUGUUGAAGAUUCUAUGUAUGGACUUUCUUGAAUUCCUAAAAUAACUGAUUGAAAACUUUCAAAAGAAAAGGGUAAAGUUUUGUGCGAAUAUGAUGUAGACCUAACCGCUUGUUGACAUCAAAUGAAUCAAAUAUUUGAGAUCUAAUGUCCCGUAAAAUUAACACUCAAGCUGGGAAAUAUCGCCAAUUACAGUGUACCAUAACUUCCAGCUCCUGUGGUGUGUCCUUGGAUUUUAAGGUUACAACGAAAAGGUAUUCAUUACAAGUCAUUUUGUUUCUAAUGCAGAGAGAUUCUAUAUGAUUUGAUUUUUAGGUCAGACACUGUGAAGAGUUGAGUUCACUACCCUCCGUUCAGGAAGUGAUCGAUCCAUCAUCUGAUAUACUUUGGGGAUAGUACACUAGAGUACGGAUUUAUGAUCUUACCCCAGCGAAUAUUUUAUUUUCAUAUAGUAUAAAAGGAAAUAUUUGUAAAGAGUAUAGGGAAAUAUUGCUUUGAAAAUAUUUUGACAGUUUCCUUCGAUGAAAAUGUAUGUAGUGACGUUUUUAAAAAUAUGGUAUUUCUAUUCAUUUUUAAAGGGAUUUUUCAGCCUUCCAACAAAUCAAACAUGGAGUGCGCAUUGUACUAAUUAUUUGAGAGGAAAGAUAACAUGCUGUUCGAAUUACAGAAACGUUUCAGGAAGUUGUGAACCAUGUAUAGGAUCAUUUGGAAUGGAUUGUAAUACCACCUGCUUGGAGGGAUUUUAUGGAUUUGGAUGUACAGAGAAAUGUGAUUGUUUGCCAACUGAAUCAUGCCACAAAGUUCAUGGUUGUCUAGACUGCAUAGGAUCGUAUGGAGAAAACUGCAGUCAGUCCUGUCCUUUUGGAUUCUUUGGCUAUAAAUGUAAAGAAAAGUGUAACUGUAGCGGUGAUACGCAUUGGUGUGACAAUAUUUCCGGUUGCAAGAUUAAAGAUAGCGAUGUGAAUAAUUGGACUCAGGAAAACAAAAUGAAACAUUUAGCUUUCGGGGUAGCGGGAUCAAUCAUCGGAACGUCAGCAUUUUUGGGUUUGAUGUAUUUAGUGUGCUGCUGGAAUCUGAGAUCCAAUAGUACGAUGAAAGUUACCAUGCAAGAGGAGGGACAUUCUGGCAAUAGUCUAAGCGAAUCGCAAGAGCAAACGGAACGAGAAACACCAGAAUUUGGAAGACCUGUACGGUCUAAUUUGCGUCAAACGAUAGAUGAUGAAAUAAAUGCUGACUCAAGAAAAACUAUAACUCAUUCACGAUAUCAUUCACAAGAUACAUACGGAUGAUUGACUGGGUCUUCUGAUGACUUCAGCAAUAUAUCAAUUGAUACCAGCAACAAUUUACAUGAUUCGGAAAGUGAAAUUACCGGAGUACAACUUUGUUCAAUGUAUAAAUAUCGACCGUAUAGUUCAGUGAAAUAUAAUAGGAAAAACAUAAACCUCGAAGAAGAGCCCGCGUUAAGAAACACUGUUGAAGGCCAGGUUCAUCCUAAUGAUAUGCUGUUUAAUCAAAACGAAAAUGCGUCUGAUGUUGUCGAAGAUGUUGAUGAAGUGUAUGGGUUUCACAGAAAACUUGUAUGAUUUUACAUUCCAAUACUUGGAUGGAUGAUUUUGCUUGACUGUUACUUUUACAAGAAAUUAAAUUCAUUCUUAAUAUCAGAUCAUAUGAACAAUUUCAACACAGAAAAGUUGGGAGUUCGGUUGUUUUGGUGGAGAUUUCGGUCAUUCUUUUAAUUUUUAUGACACCCUUGCUAACACCAUCAUAUAUCCAAAUUAAAAGAUGGAAUGCAUAGCUCUGAUCCUUAGACAAAUUUGACUCCAGUCUUUGGCAUUCUGUUUUUUUUUAGUUCUUACAAGUUUAUUGUUAUCUCGGGAUUUCCAAUAUUUCAGCUUGAGCAUCACUGAAGAAACAUCAUUUGUCGUAAUGCGCAUCUGGUGCCUCAAAAUUGGUACCGUAUAAGUUUUACAUUACGACCCCUGGGUCGAAGCCUCUGCUGGUGGACUGUUAGUCCCCGAGGGUCUCUGGAGCCGAAUAGCUAAGUACUUCUUUACUAGCUUGAAACGGAUGUAUAUUUAAUUGCUGUUAUAACAUUUAGAAAUUCAUUUCCAAAUUAAGGAUUAUCUCCCUCAUGCAUAGCUCUGAUCCUUAGACGAAUUUGACUCCAGUCUUUGGCACUCUGGUUUUAUAUUUGUUCUUACAAGUUUAUUGUUAUUUCGGAUUUCCAAUAUUUCGGCUUGAGCAUCACUGAAGACACAUUAGAUGAAAGGGACAAAACUUUGGAGAUCAGCCUACUCCAAUAAGAUUCACAAUCUAUUCGUAUAAAAAGCUGCAUACCAUUCAGACAAGGAAUGCUUACUCCUCUUAGGCACCUAGUCCGACCUCUGGUGUGACCAGGGGUCCGUGUUUGUCCAACUAUCUAUUUUGUAUUGCUUAUAAGAGUUAUGAGAUUGAUCACUGUUCGUUAUCUGUAAAUCAUAAAACAAAGUGGAAUCAAAUUAAAUUGAAAAUUGAAAAGAGCAUUUCAGGAAAAUUAAAAAAGAACUUGCGAAAAUUCAAAAUUAUAAGUAGUAAUUCAGAGUAAUGGUUAUAAGGUAUAACCCCCGUGUGAACUCGGGUGUGAAAAGGAUAGGUCCUCGGCACUCCCUUUGCCUGUCGUAAGAGGCGACAAAAUAGGGGCAACCAGUUUGCCGUGGGUUGCAACCCGAAGGGACGGAGAGAGGGAUCCUGGUGGCUGAGGUUUACAGACACUGGGGUUUAUAGUGUGUGUUGACCAACACUCCACUUUGGCCCCGACUUCUGCUAGACGAGAGGUCAAGUUUGACCCGACUUGAUCAAUCGGCUGGUCAUGCCGAGCUGAAAAUAUCUUCAUGACAUAGUAUUGAUGUAUUUUCAAUAUCCUUAUAAUUAACUUUCCUGUUUUGUAAUUUUCCAAUACGCCAACAUUUUUAUGUCGAUAUAUAUAUAUAUAUAUCAAGCUGUGGUUCAGGUUCAAUCAGGUAAAUUUUAUCUGAGUAUAGAUUCUUUGUAUCCUUAGGGUCAAUCAGGGAAAUUUUGUCGGAGUAUAUAUUCUUUGUAUCAUCUUGGUGUCAGUCUUACAGGAAGUCCGUGUGACUUGACAUCGCCCAUGUUGGCCCUCCGAGGCGGGAGGGGAGCAAUAUUAUUCAUUCUACUAUGGCUACUUAAAAAAACCCAUUGUUUCUCAAAAGCUUUAGAGACCACUCUAAAUGAUGAGCAAAUUACCCCUGUUACCGAGCACUGGCCCCGUUUUAUCACACUUGAAGCAGAAAUAUCAGACGAGCAGACAAAACCUUUAACAAAGGUCUCACCUUUUCUUAUAUAAAAAGGUCUACAAGGAAUAAUUGGAACUCCAAAAUCCGUCAAGAAGUUGUAAUAUGGAGCUCUUCUUAUGGAAGUUUAAAAAACCCAUUCUACUACCUAGCAGGUAUAAGUGUCAUUGGUAAACCCCACUAUGGAUUAAAUCAAAGUAAAGGCAUCCUUUUUGACAGAGAUCACGACCUGGAUGACAUUCCUGAACAGGAAAUCCAAAGAGAAUUGGAACCCCAGGGAGUGAUCAAUGUCAAAAGGUUUACAAAAAAGGGAAUGAGAAUAUUGAACCAACAAAUACUUAUUCAUUAACUUUUAGAAUGUCAAUCCUCCCAACAAAUAUCAAAGUCGGGUUUUACCAGAUGAAAAUAGAAAUGGUUGUACCAAAUCCGCUGUGUUGUCUUAAAUGUCAGCAAUUUGGCCAUGGCCAAACAAAUUUUAAAGGCUCCGAAGUAUGCUUCAGGUGUGGUGAAGAGGGGUAUGAUGGAAAAGUUGCAACAAGGAACACAAAUGCAAAAAAUGAGAGAAGUAGAAGGCAGGCUACUACGGAAGAUCAUGAGUAUCAAAUGGACAGACAGAGUAUCGAACAUCGAACUCACAUAAAGAACAGGAAUCAACAACAUCAAUGAUGAAAUUAAGAAGAGAAGGUGGGUAUGUACAGAACAUAUACUAAGAAUGGAUAACACCAGGCAUGUAAAAAGAGCAUUGAGGUGGACACCGGUUGGCAAGAGGAAAUCAGGAAGGUCAAAGGGUACAUGGAGGAGGACGCUUGAAAGGGAGAUGAAAGAGUUGGGAUACAGUUGGGGUGAAUUAGAAAGAAAGGCAAAGGACAGAACUGGUUGGCGGACGCUGUUGGAAGCCUUAUGUGUUACCUAACACGAAGAGGAUAAAUACAUUUUUUUCAAGUUAGUGUCCAGAAAUCCUGGUUUCCCCUCGGACGACAUACUUUGUCAACUGCAGCUUCCAUUCCGGGUUGCCUGUCUAUGGAUUGAAAUAAUCGCUUGCUAUUUUGUACAUAUGUGAAUAAAAUUAGCUAACAUUGUCGCCACC